GACUCCUCCCCCUCCCUCCCUCCUCCCUUUUCCCCGCUCUAGCUCGGCCGCCAGCUCCGGCCUCGGCUCCCCCUCAUAGAACCCCCUCCCCGGAGUGGAGCCCACCCGAGGGUCCCUCUCCCGCCCCUCUGCCCGCCGCCCGCCAGAACAGCAGCCCCGGGGGGCAGCCCCCACCAGCCUGCCUCCCUCCAGCUCAGCCCUGCCAGAGCCCCCCCAGCCAUGAAUCUCUUCCGAUUCCUGGGAGACCUCUCCCACCUCCUAGCCAUCAUCUUGCUACUGCUUAAAAUCUGGAAGUCCCGCUCGUGUGCCGGGAUUUCAGGGAAGAGCCAGGUCCUGUUUGCUGUGGUGUUCACUGCCCGCUACCUGGACCUCUUCACUAACUACAUCUCACUUUACAACACGUGCAUGAAGGUGGUCUACAUAGCCUGCUCUUUCACCACGGUCUGGAUGAUUUACAGCAAGUUCAAAGCCACUUACGAUGGGAACCACGAUACGUUCCGGGUGGAGUUCCUUGUUGUCCCCACAGCCAUCCUGGCAUUCCUGGUCAACCACGACUUCACUCCUCUGGAGAUCCUCUGGACCUUCUCCAUCUACCUGGAGUCGGUGGCCAUCUUGCCGCAACUGUUCAUGGUGAGCAAGACUGGCGAGGCGGAGACCAUCACGAGCCACUACCUGUUUGCCCUGGGCGUCUACCGCACCCUGUAUCUCUUCAACUGGAUCUGGCGCUACCACUUUGAGGGCUUCUUCGAUCUCAUCGCCAUCGUGGCUGGCCUGGUCCAGACUGUCCUCUACUGCGAUUUCUUCUACCUCUAUAUCACCAAAGUCCUAAAGGGGAAGAAGCUAAGCUUGCCGGCAUAGCCCUGGUCCUCACCAGCCCUCUCCUCGGCAGUGUCGGGAGGCAGAGGAAGGUGACAGAAGAUGGGUUGACUUCCCGUCCAGGGGUGACUUUUUAAAGAAUCCAUCUCUUCCUGCUCCCCAUAACCACUCCUACUGGGCUGGGGUGGGGGGCAAUGGAGGACCCAAGUCUUGGGGAGCUCAGGACCUGGGCUGUUUGUAGUUUUUUGCCUUUUAGAGAAGAAAAAAAAAAAAAUCUUUCCACUAUUUAGUUUUUGAUUCUGAUGACUCCUUUCUCUUCUACUCUCUGGCCCCAAUUUUUAUAAACUGUUUUCGAGUGUACUAUGGGCCAAGGCCGGGCCAGGGGUCUCUUCCCGUCCUCGAGCCCCUCAGGCCUUUCCAGGUUCUGCCCACAGCCCCACUGGUUGCCAAACACUAAACUGCCCACUGCCUGCCCCACUUCUCACCGUGGCCAGGACCACAGCGCCUCCACCCAAGUUCCUGGGUUGGGGAUAGGGAAGAAGGGGGGCCCAGGAAGGUUUCCCCUGAUUUUUCAUAAUAACGCCCCCCCAGAAUUUGAGUUUUUGUUUUUUUCCUGUUUUUUCACAAAUGAGGGGGGCUCUGGGCUCAGGCAUGGGAAGGGGCUGGCAUAAGGGUUGCCACAGCUCUGAUGCCAUGUUUUUGUACAGAAUUUGAUGGUUAAUUCUUUGUUCUCUUGAAAUAAACAGAGGAAAAUGAUACCUCUUUUGCUA
This is a messenger RNA of Marmota flaviventris (yellow-bellied marmot), 1586 nucleotides long. RefSeq names its product KDEL endoplasmic reticulum protein retention receptor 1 (gene Kdelr1). The record is from RefSeq and is a predicted model, not a curated record. Gene Ontology annotation, biological process: protein retention in ER lumen. Gene Ontology annotation, cellular component: membrane. NCBI's taxonomy places the organism in Eukaryota, Metazoa, Chordata, Mammalia, Rodentia, Sciuridae. Gene Ontology annotation, molecular function: ER lumen protein retrieval receptor activity.